Molecule: messenger RNA, 1718 nt
Organism: Eubalaena glacialis (North Atlantic right whale)
Lineage: Eukaryota; Metazoa; Chordata; Mammalia; Artiodactyla; Balaenidae
Product: E3 ubiquitin-protein ligase TRIM50-like
Exons: 7
Coding region: 189-1652 (487 amino acids)
Molecular function (GO): protein binding; zinc ion binding
Source: RefSeq, a predicted model, not a curated record
GCAGAUCAAGUCGAUGAUGCUGGUGUGAGGCCCCGGUGGGGGGCUCGGUGGAUCCUGAGAAGCCAGGUAGUCCAGUGUGGGGUUCCCCUGGCCCCCUGCCGACUUCUGGGCCCUUGGGGGCUGGGGGCCAAAGGAGUGGAGGGAGCAGGCUCCAGGGAGGCCGCCCUGGGCUCCAGCAGGCUCCGUGGAUGGCGUGGCAAGUGAGCGUGCCCGAGCUGGAGGACCGCCUGCAGUGCCCCAUCUGUCUGGAGGUCUUCAAGGAGCCCCUGAUGCUGCAGUGCGGCCACUCCUACUGCAAGGGCUGCCUGCUGUCCCUGUCCCGUCACCCGGGCUCGGAGCUGCGCUGCCCCGUGUGCCGGCAGGAGGUGGACUGCAGCAGCUCCCCACCUAACGUCUCCCUGGCGAAGGUGAUCGAAGCCCUGCAGCUUCCCGGGGACCCUGAGCCCCAGGUCUGUGCGCACCACCGGAACCCUCUCAGCCUCUUCUGUGAGAAGGACCAGGAGCUCAUCUGCGGCCUCUGCGGCCUGCUGGGCUCCCACCAGCACCACCGGGUCACACCUGUCUCUACCGUCUACAGCCGCAUGAAGGAGGAGCUAGCAGCCCUCAUCUCUGAGCUGAAGCAGGAGCAGAGGAUGGUGGAGGAGCAAAUUGCCAGACUGGUGAACAACAGGACCCGGAUUGUCAAUGAGUCUGAUGUCUUCAGCUGGGUGAUCCGCAGUGAGUUCCAGGAGCUGCACCAUCUGGUGGACGAGGAGAAGGCCCGCUGCCUGGAGGGGGUGGAGGGUCACACCCGUGGCCUCGUGGCCUCCCUGGACAUGCAGCUGGAGCAGGCCCGGGGCACUCGGGAGCGGCUAGUGCAGGCUGUGGGUGUGUUGGAGCAGUUCGGCAACGAGAGUCACCAUGAGUUCAUCCGGAAGUACCAUGCCAUGGCCUCCAGUGCAGAGCUCCAGCAGGCCCGGCCCCUGGAAGGCGCGUUCAGCCCCAUCUCCUUCAAGCCAGGCCUGCACCAGGCUGACAUCAAGCUGACUGUGUGGAAAAGGCUCUUCCGAAAGGUUCUGCCAGCCCCGGAGUCCCUCAAGCUGGAUCCUGCCACGGCCCACCCCCUCCUGGAGCUCUCCAAGGGCAACACGGUGGUGCAGUGUGGGCUCCUGGCCCAGCGGCGCGCCAGCCAGCCCGAGCGCUUCGACUACAGCACUUGUGUCCUGGCCAGCAGGGGCUUCUCCUGUGGCCGCCACUACUGGGAGGUGGUGGUGGGCAGCAAGAGCGACUGGCGCCUGGGGGUCAUCAAGGGCACAGCCAGUCGCAAGGGCAAGCUGAGCAAGUCCCCAGGGCAUGGCGUGUGGCUCAUCGGCCUGAAGGAGGGCCGGGUGUACGAGGCCUUCGGCUGCCCGCGGGCGCCCCUGCCCGUGGCUGGCCACCCUCACCGCAUCGGCGUCUACCUGCACUACGAGCAGGGGGAGCUCACCUUCUUCGACGCCGACCGCCCCGAUGACCUGCGGCCGCUCUACACCUUCCAGGCCGACUUCCAGGGCAAGCUCUACCCCAUCCUGGACACGUGCUGGCACGAAAGGGGCAGCAACUCCCUGCCCCUGGUGCUGCCCCCGCCCAGCGGGCCCAGCCACCUCACCCCCCCGCAGCCCACCAAGCUGUAGCGCAGCUCGUGGGGCUGCCUUCCCAGCUGGGCACGGGGCUCGAGGGGUCCCACCGGCUCCGGUGAG